Messenger RNA from Didymella exigua CBS 183.55, 1290 nucleotides. Its product is annotated as MFS general substrate transporter. Gene Ontology annotation, cellular component: fungal-type vacuole membrane. NCBI's taxonomy places the organism in Eukaryota, Fungi, Ascomycota, Dothideomycetes, Pleosporales, Didymellaceae. The coding region runs from base 1 to 1290 and encodes 429 amino acids. Gene Ontology annotation, biological process: transmembrane transport. Gene Ontology annotation, molecular function: transmembrane transporter activity. The transcript is spliced from 2 exons. The record is from RefSeq and is a predicted model, not a curated record.
AUGGCGACCUUUACUCAGCUCCAACAGCCAGAGCUGGAGCUCUGCUAUUUUCCAGACACAACUGCCAUCCCCGACGGAGGCUAUGGCUGGGCCGUAGUCCUUGCCGGUUUCCUCCUAACCUUCUGCUUCAAUGGCAUGAUCAACUGCUGGGGUAUCCUCCAGAGCGCGCUCCUCAACAGCACGCUUUCCCACGUGCCUACCUCGACGGUCUCCUUCAUCGGCUCUCUGAACCUCUGCUGCGGCGUGGCCUUCGGCGUGCUGGCCACAAAAUGUGGUCAGCGCUUUGGUUCGCGAUACACAGCCAUGGCGGGUAUCGCGAUGAUGGGCCUCGGUCUCAUUGCUGCCGGUAGCUGUACCUCGAAUGUGCCUGGUCUUUUCGGCACGAUUGGAUUGCUAGCUGGCAUUGGCAUGAAUGCUGCGUACACCAUGACUAACCAGCUACCGGUGCAGUAUUUCUCCGGCCGCCUGGGGCUUGCAAAUGGGUUGAUCAAGGUUGGCGGUGGCAUCGGCGGGACUGUCAUGGCCAUCGCGCUCGAGAAGAUGGUGCAGCGUGUGGGCAUAGCGUGGACGUUCCGCAUCCAGGGGCUAAUUACCGUCGGCAUGGGACUGCCUGCCGCCUGGCUGAUGAAAGACCGCGUUGCGCCCGUUCGCAAAGCGCCGUUCAUCGACCUCACGAUGUUCCGCAGCGUGCCGUUCAGCGCCAUGUUUGUGGCGGGCGCGAUUGGUACGUUUGCACUGUUCGUGCCGCCGUACUAUCUGCCUCUCUUUGCGCAGUCACUCGGCCUGUCUUCGACGACUGGUGCUGCUCUGGUCGCGGCGUUCAAUGCUUGUAAUGCGGUUGGCCGCUUUGCUGGAGGCCCUCUAUGCGACAAGAUCGGAUCUACGAAUACCUUUGUCAUCACCAUGACGCUGAACGCUGUCAGUAUGUUGGCGAUCUGGCCGGUGUCGAAUACACUGGGACCGCUCCUUGUCUUUGCUGUCCUGAACGGCGUAGCGAACGGAGCUUACUUUACCGUCUUCCCAACCGUCGUGGCCAGUAUCUUCGGCCCUGGGCGAGCAGCCGUUGCCAUGAGCAUGUCAAUCACGGGUUGGACGUUUGGGUACCUCCUGGGUGCACCUGUUGCAGGUUACAUUCUGCAGGCAUCGGGAGGACAAGAGAAGGCCGGGCAAGGCAACAUCGAUGUAUACCGCCCAGCAAUUUUCUACGCUGGAGCCGUAGCUCUCGUCUCGAGCAUGUUUGCACUGCUGGCGCGUCUGAAUAUCGCGAGGAAAGUUGCGAAACGAGUCUGA